CCCAACAAUGAUCGAACCACCGUCCGAUAAACCCAUCUCUCCAUCUUCACCUCCUUCCAAACUCCAUAACCCCGCCGCCCCUCCCGACCGGAAACGCCCCAACUCCGCCACCUCCAACCCUCCAUCCCGAACGGCCGGCGAUCCCUCGCCGGCGACUAAACGGAGCAAGAAGGCCAGAGAGGCGGUCAGGGCCUCGCACUUGUUGAUCAAACACGAGGGAUCCCGGAGAAAGGCCUCCUGGAAGGACCCUGACGGUCAUCGCAUCUCCGCCACCACCCGCAAUGCCGCCGCCGAUCGGCUCCGUUCCCUUCGGGAGGAGAUCGUCUCUGGGGAAGUCCGAUUCGCUGACGCCGCUACCCAACACUCCGAUUGCAGCUCCGCCAAGCGCGGCGGUGAUCUAGGUCGAUUUGGGCGUGGGCAGAUGCAGAAACCAUUUGAAGAGGCCACAUUUGCUUUAGAAGUGGGCGAGAUCAGUGACAUUGUGGAUACUGACAGUGGAGUUCACAUCAUUCUGAGGACUGGGUAACAAUUGGCAAACCAUUCAACUGAUUCCUGCUCUGCAACUGAUUGUUUUCCCCAAGUCCUCCAAAAUAUUAAUUAUAUAAAAAAAAAAUGCUCUGUUAUGGUUGCACUGUAAAAUUUCUUAUUUUUCUUUCUAUGAAGGCAUAUAUAUAUUUCACUAUGUAAUUUAAACAUUUAUAUAUACACACUCAUAUAAAAAUGUUCUAUGAUGUU
Molecule: messenger RNA, 735 nt
Organism: Dioscorea cayenensis subsp. rotundata (Guinea yam)
Lineage: Eukaryota; Viridiplantae; Streptophyta; Magnoliopsida; Dioscoreales; Dioscoreaceae
Product: peptidyl-prolyl cis-trans isomerase Pin1-like
Exons: 2
Coding region: 8-526 (172 amino acids)
Cellular component (GO): cytosol; nucleus
Molecular function (GO): peptidyl-prolyl cis-trans isomerase activity
Source: RefSeq, a predicted model, not a curated record